CCGUUGCGCGCACGAGGUUCCACACGCCAUUCGCGACUUCAUUCCGCUCGUUGACACGGCCCAAGUCCCUCUCCGAGUCCCACUGGCAGAGCCAAGCAUCGAGACAGAGAGACAGAGAGAGAGAGAGAGUCACAUCGAGAGAGAGGAGGAAGAGAGAUCGUAGAAGUAAUGAGGACCGAGAGGCAGGAGACGUGAGAGGAGAGGGGGAAUCGAGAGAUCGAGAGACGAGUCGUCGGAGACAGAGAGAACUUGAUUUUCAGCAAAGCCGUUGACUUUGCGUCCUGGCCGCCCUCAGCCGGCUGUGCUGUGGCCCGACGACUCAGUUCCACAUCCCCUUCGAAUCCGACCAAUUCGUCGCGCUCUUCCGCGGGAUUGCCCGAUCGAUUGUCUUCUUCACUGGCGGACCAGGCGUUUUGGGUCCUUCCGCAGAGGAAUUGAAUUGAGUUAACUUCAGGGAGAGGAGUGGAGUGGAGUGGAGUGGAGUGGAGUAGAGUAGAGUAGAGCAGAGGAAUAUAAUUGAACGCCUGCGAGAGGCGAUUCUUUGGUUAUUUCGUGCAUAAUGAGCUCUCAGCGCGACGAACAGGUUCAUACGAUCGACGAGGAGAAUGCUUUAAGCUAGAACAGAGCGGAGUGGAUCGAGGUGGGUGGCAUUGCGAGAGCAGCUCGAGGGAACGGACUCCGUGCUCGUUGAUUGAUCUCCUCUGUUUUGAAACCGGCACAAUGCUCCCGGAGCAAAAUUGGGUGGCUUCGAAAUAGGUCGGGAAUUCCGGUGGAUCUGGCUUUCUUCUGUCUCGAGUACCAGAUUUUUGUCACAGCGGGUUCGGUUGGAGAGUUUCAGGCAGCGAGAAUUGAAGAUCAUAGCGCUCUUUUCCUCGGGGGUCGGUCAAUCGUCGGGAUUUCACUCCACUGGUCGCUGCAAUUCACGUCGGUGACCCUGGCCUGCAGGACACAUCUGAUGCAGUGCCCAUAGCUGAGGUAGACGAUCGUACAGGGUCUUUGGGAAUAGAGAGAAGCACAUCUUUCUGGCGCGAGGAAUUACCGAAAUUGGUGGUCGCUGACGGGACUUUUUCACUCGCGCUUCAAAAUGGGGGGGAAUCGGGAGUUGCGAUCCUUGAAAGAUAUUGCACGAGACCGAAUUCUGGUGGAAAUGCUCGGGGCGGUUAAAGGAGGAGGCAAGUCAGUAGCGUGGAAGGUCCUGAUUGUUGAUGAGGUGACAGUGAAAGUGAUGUCCAAAAUCUGCAAAGUAUCAGAUAUACAAGAGGAGGGUAUAUCAGUGAUCGAAGAUCUCAAGAAGAGCAGACAACCACAGCGUACUCUCGAGGCUGUCUAUUUCAUCUUUCCUUCAAGAAACAGCGUAUCCAAGUUCAUGCAGGACAUGUCAGGGCAACUUCCACUAUACAAGAGGGCGCAUGUUUUCUUCAGUACCCCCCUUCCACCCGAACUGCUUCAACUUAUCAAGAGUUCGCGUGAUGUCUUGUCGCGUGUUGCUUCUCUUGCCGAGCUGAAUCUGGAGUUCUGGGUAGUGGACACUCAGGCUUUCGUCACCAACCAUGAUCUGGCUAUGAGGCAUAUAGUUGGGGGUAACGAAAUGACUCCGCAAUACACCACGUGUAUCGAGUCAAUUGCGUCUCGAUUGGGUACAAUGUUUGCCUCGUUGAAGGAGUUUCCCGCGAUUCGUUAUCGUGCUAUUGGAGCAGGUGAGGCUAAUCCUGCAACUUCUGGACGCGAUUGUGCACCCUUGAAAUUGGCAACAGCACUAUGGGAACGGUUACUGCAAUACAAGGCCUUGCCCAACUAUCCGCAGUCUGAGAGUUGCGAUCUCAUCAUCCUAACACGGGCAGCUGACCCGAUUGCUCCUGUGAUCCAUGAGUGGUCAUACAAUGCUAUGUGUCAUGAUCUAUUGGACCUGGAUGGUAACAAAUUCAAGUAUGAGGUGACAACAGCCGCUGGCAGGCAGGAACAGAAAGAAGUUCUGCUUGAAGAGCAUGACGGAGUUUGGAGAGAGCUUCGUGAUUUGCACAUUGCGGAUGUGAACUUGCGUCUCGACGCGAAGAUGAAAGAGUUCAAAGGCAGGAACAAGGCCGCGCAACUGCAUGGUGGAGGAACGCGUGAAGAUAUUUCGACGAAAGAUAUGCGGAAGAUUGCUCAGGCACUUCCCCAGUAUCAGGACGAGCUUGAAAAAUUAAGUCUUCAUAUUCAUAUCGCGACAAAGUUGAGUGAAAAAAUGAGGGAGCAAGGUCUUACUGACCUAAGCAAGGUGGAGCAAGACCUUGUAUUUGGAGGGGCAAGUAGCAAAGAUCUGAUAAACAUUCUUACCACCAAACAGGAAUUAAGUACAGAGAACAAAUUACGUCUGUUGAUGAUCUACGCAAUAACUCAUCCAGACAAGUGUGACGCAAAUAAACUCCAACAAUGGCUGAAGCUAGCAAGAUUGACAGACGAAGAAUUUGAACCAGUGGGCAACAUGCGGCUUCUUGGAGCCAAUGUUGGAAAGAAACAUAAGAUUACUCUGAGUUACGGCUCUAAAGCGAGCAAAGCUUACAGGAAGGAGAAAGAAAUGAGAGAAGGCGACUGGCAGAACGCGCGGUUCUUCCCAGUCAUGGAGGAGCUUGUAGAAAGUCUAUCGAAAAAUACUCUCUCGAAGGACGAGUACCCGUACUUCAGGAGUCCUUCAGCUUCAUCAGACAAUGAAAGUUCUUCGGUGCACAGAAGCUCAGCAGGUUCAUCAGUGCGAAGCACCAGAAAUUGGGCUCGAGGAUCCGGAAGCCUAUCACCAGACAAUUCUAUCAAUGGAAGCUCUCAUGGAAGCUCUCAUGCUUCCAGGAAGUUUGGCAAGCGUAUCUUCGUCUUCAUUAUAGGUGGAAUGACUCACUCUGAGCUAAGUACGGCACACAAGAUGACAAAUGCAUUAAGUCGCGAGGUGAUUAUCGGUUCUACAAGCUUGGAGACUCCGAAGGAAUUCUUGUCGAAAGUGAGGUCGCUAAGUGGAGAGGACGAACUGGAUCUCGACUUUUGAGCUCGUGAGACUGGUUUAUCGAUAGAUCAUCCGAACUCACUGAAGCUACGAAUCGGUGCACACUGACCUACUUGAAGACAGAUCUCUCACCUGUUGAUAUAUGAGCAAUUUGAGCUCGGGUCGUCGGGCACGUGUACAAGUACUCCUGGCCUUGUAGAGAAGCAGAAGACUCCCAGUCCUGCGACGCCUUGCAGACGCUCACAGAAAUUUGCGUUCGUCUCAAGCGCAUGAGGAGACAAAUUUAUAUUCAAUGCGCCUAUUGACUCUUCGGUGUUCCCCGGCGUUUGACGCCAAUUGAACUGCAUUUGCUGGAAGUGAGGAGGAGUCGGCAGACAGCAUCACGCUCGCUUGAUCGCUCGCUUGAUCGCUCGCUCACUCUCUCUCUUUCUGUGUGUCUGAAGGAGACUCACUGCUUCAUGAUGAGCUAGAUCGAGUCUAAUCAAAGAGAAACCCGAAUGCAGCAAUUACGCAAACAGCAACUUCACUCACCCUCUCACGGGAACUGGCAACAAUCAGCCGUCAUCAAAGUCCACUAUGUUUUUGCCUAAGUUUUAAGUCACUCUUUGGUGGCUCCAUAAAGCCACAUUACUUUGCUUACAGAUUGUACUCUAGCUUAUUCCCUCGGUACUGCUGUAGUGUGAUAUCCUUCUUCUCGUCAAGUUGUGAAGAGACAGUUGAGAAAGAAAUAUAAAACUGGACGUCAUGGCAGAGGUACCAGUUUGCAGAAGAAAAAAUAAAGGCUCGGUUCAAUGAAGACAGUUGCAAUUACUGUGUCAUGCCCAACGUACAGACCAUUGUUUCGAGUCAAAAGCAGGAGCUGUCAUUUAGUUUUUGGAGCUCUUCCUGUAAACAAGCGCUGUUUUUCCCAGACUGUCAGCAACAGACAGGUACAAGAAUUUAGAGAGGGACUCAAAUGCCGAACAUUCUCUCCUCUCUAUAAAUAUGAAAAGCACUUUGAACUAAGUGCAGAGUCAAUGAUAGUUUGAUGCUAUGGGACGAAAUUUUCAGCAAG
This is a messenger RNA of Marchantia polymorpha subsp. ruderalis, 4028 nucleotides long. The record is from the annotation of a GenBank genome assembly. NCBI's taxonomy places the organism in Eukaryota, Viridiplantae, Streptophyta, Marchantiopsida, Marchantiales, Marchantiaceae.